Messenger RNA from Penicillium hordei, 1854 nucleotides. Its product is annotated as ankyrin repeat domain-containing protein. Gene Ontology annotation, molecular function: protein binding. The transcript has 3 exons. Bases 1 to 1854 code for a protein of 617 amino acids. The record is from RefSeq and is a predicted model, not a curated record. NCBI's taxonomy places the organism in Eukaryota, Fungi, Ascomycota, Eurotiomycetes, Eurotiales, Aspergillaceae.
AUGAGGCAGCGAGUGGGUGUGAAUGUGGAAAUAGAAGGAGGUGGAGGUGCUCUACAAGCAGCUUCCUUUGGAGGCUAUGAGAGCCUUGUAGAGAUAUUGCUUGAAGCUGGCGCCGAUGUCAACGCCCAGGGUGGUCACUACGGCAACGCCAUACAGGCCGCUGCAUGGAAUGGAAGCCCUAGGACAGUGCAAAUACUGCUUGGAGCUGGCGCCGAUGUCAACGCCCAGGGUGGUCACUACGGCAACGCCAUACAGGCCGCUGCAGUGAAUGGAAGCCCUAGGACAGUGCAGAUACUGCUUGGAGCUGGCGCCAAUGUCAACGCCCAGGGUGGUUUGUACAGCAACGCCCUACAGGCCGCUAUAGGGAAUGGAAGCCCUAGGACAGUGCAGAUACUGCUUGAAGCUGGCGCCAAUGUCAACGCCCAGGGUGGUCACUACGGCAACGCCCUACAGGCUGCUGCCGCUGCAUACAAUGGAAGCUCUGAGAUAGUGCAGAUACUGCUUGAGGCUGGCGCCGAUAUCCAUGCCCAGGGUGGUCGCUACGGCAAUGCCUUACAGGCUGCUGCCGCUGCACACAAUGGAAGCUCUGAGAUAGUGCAAAUACUGCUUGAGGCUGGCGCCGAUGUUAAAGCCCAGGGUGGUGAAUACGGCAACGCCCUACAGGCCGCUGCAUGGAAUGGAAGCCCUGAGACAGUGCAGAUACUGCUUGAAGCUGGCGCCGAUGUCCAUGCCCAGGGUGGUGAAUACGGCAAUGCCUUACAGGCUGCUGCCGCUGCACACAAUGGAAGCUCUGAGAUAGUGCAAAUACUGCUUGAGGCUGGUGCCGAUGUUAAAGCCCAGGGUGGUGAAUACGGCAACGCCCUACAGGCCGCUGCAUGGAAUGGAAGCCCUGAGACAGUGCAGAUACUUCUUGGAGCUGGCGCCAAUGUCAACGCCCAGGGUGGUCAAUACGGCAACGCCCUACAGGCCGCUGCAGGGAAUGGAAGCCCUGAGACAGUGCAGAUACUGCUUAGAGCUGGCGCCAAUGUUAACGCCCAGGGUGGUCACUACGGCAACGCCCUACAGGCCGCUGCAAGGAGUAGGAGCCCUAAGACGGUGCAGAUACUGCUUAGAGCUGGAGCCGAUGUCAACGCCCAGGGUGGUCACUACGGCAACGCCCUACAGGCCGCUGCAGGGAGUAGGAGCCCUGAGACGGUGCAAAUACUGCUUGGAGCUGGCGCCAAUGUCAACGCCCAGGGUGGUCAAUACGGCAACGCCCUACAGGCCGCUGCAUGGAAUGGAAGCCCUGAGACAGUGCAGAUACUGCUUGGAGCUGGCGCCAAUGUCAACGCCCAGGGUGGUCACUACGGCAACGCCCUACAGGCCGCUGCAGGGAAUGGAAGCCCUAGGACAGUGCAGAUACUGCUUGGAGCUGGCGCCGAUGUUAAAGCCCAGGGUGGUGAAUACGGUAAUGCCCUACAGGCCGCUGCAUCGAGAGGAAGCCCUGAGACAAUGCAGAUACUGCUCGGAGCUGGCGCCGAUGUCAACACUCAGGGUGGUAAAUAUGGAUCACCUCUCUCGGCGGCUAUUCAUAAGGGCUAUGUUGAUGAAGUUCAAAUCCUUCUUCAUGCUGGAGCAGAUUCACUGCUUGCAGAUGAACUCGGCCGCACUCCUCUUCAUAUUGCAGCUUCAAACAAUAUGCUCCACAUACUCCGUCGCUUUCCACAACUGGCGUUAGCUCUCAACAAGCGAAGUCAUUUCUUACAAACUCCUCUCCACCUGGCGAUGGUUAUGGUAGACAUGUCAUGGACUGGGCAUCCGAUCACGAAACUCUACUACAGGAAAUACAUAAUCACUGCUCUCAUUUGGUGUUGA